AUUUUACACCAAAUAGAAAAUAUUCAAUUAAUAUUGAAAUUAUGAAUGUAGCAAGUGAUUAAGAAGGUAAUGAUUUAAUAAAAAGUACAAUGAAUUGUGUGGAUAGAAAGAAAUUACCUCCUAUAUAAUUAGAAUCGGGUCCUGUAUAUGAAGGAGAAUGGAGAAAUGGAAUGAGAGAUGGAUAUGGUAAAUAGAAAUGGCCAGAUGGUUCAAUUUAUGAAGGAGAAUGGGUAGAAGAUCAAUCUUAAGGGAGAGUAUAAAUUAAACAAAUAUUUUUAGGGUAAAUUAUAUCAUGCAGAUGGUGAUGUAUAUGAUGGAGAAUGGAAAAAAAAUAAAGGAAAUGGAAAAGGAACAUAUUUUAGUGUAAAUGGAGCAAAAUAUGAAGGAGAAGUUAAUAUUAUAUUCUAUUUUUAGUGGGAAAAUGAUAAAUAACAUGGUAAAGGUGUAGAAAUUUGGCCAGAUGGAGCUAAAUAUGAAGGUUAAUAUUUUGAAGGUGAGAAACAAGGUAGAGCUAUAUUAAAUUAUACUGAUGGUUCAAGAUAUGAUGGUAUAUACUUAUUAUUCUAUUUUUUUAGGGGAAUUCUUAUAAAAUGAAUUGCAUGGAGAAGGAACUUAUAUUUGGCCAGAUAAUAGAGUUUAUAAAGGAUAAUGGAAAAAAAGUAAAAUGAAUGGCAAAGGAUAAACUAUAUAUCAAGAUGGCCGUAAAUAUGCUGGUGUAAUUAUUGAUUCUCAAUUAUAAUAGGGAUAUGAAGAAGAUAAAAAACAUGGCAAAGGUGUCUUUGAAUGGUCUGAUGGGAGAAAGUAUAUAGGAACCUGGAAUUAAGGUUGGAUUUUUAUCAUAUUCCUUAGGAAGAUAACAUGGCAUUGGAAUCUAUUAUUUACUCAAUAGAGAAGUUAAAGUUGGUGAAUGGAAUGAUGGAAUAAGAAUUAAAUGGUUUGAAAAAAAUGAAAUUGAUAAGUUAAUUGAAGAAUAAAAAAUUCAAAUAGAAGAUUUGCUUUUAUGAAAUUGAUAC
Molecule: messenger RNA, 1013 nt
Organism: Paramecium sonneborni
Lineage: Eukaryota; Ciliophora; Oligohymenophorea; Peniculida; Parameciidae
Source: the annotation of a GenBank genome assembly